This is a messenger RNA of Perca flavescens (yellow perch), 1457 nucleotides long. RefSeq lists its product as uncharacterized. Lineage: Eukaryota; Metazoa; Chordata; Actinopteri; Perciformes; Percidae. The record is from RefSeq and is a predicted model, not a curated record. The transcript is spliced from 6 exons. The coding region runs from base 348 to 1457 and encodes 369 amino acids.
UUAGAGGCACUUCCCUGCCCUUCAUUUCCAUAAACUGUAUUUUAAGAACUUAAUGCAUUGUUUGCAAUACACCAGUAAGAAUCAUUUCUUCAUUUCAACUUGGGGAUUUACAGACAUUUGUCUGCUCAUGCGUAUUAAUGAUGUAAAGAGGAAGGAAGUCAGGCGGGUUUUAAACAGCUUGAUAUCUAUUUAACACUACUGUACUGAGACCAGAAGACACACACUGUCUUCAGAGACCACAUCCUCCCUUUUUCUAAUGUAGACAUGUUUAUUUUGAGUUAGUGCCACCCAGUAUUUCUCAUGUAUGUGAUCUACCUGCUGAUUUAACAGAGACCAGAGGAGCAGCUAUGAGUUUAACAGCAGCAGCGAGUGGAUUUGUUGUCUUCCUUCUCUCUGUACAAGUGAUACAGGGUCAGGAUGGCUGGGGAGUGACUUACACCUCUACUCAGAUCUGUGCUGUUAAAGGAUCAACAGUGAUCAUACCCUGCAGCUACAGAUACCCAUACAGAUGGAAAAGCAGUGUUACUAGAGUUCAGAGAAAAUUUUGGUUUACUAAAAUUAAUAAUACUGAACCUGUAGAUCUGACAACAGACUCAGAAUAUUCAGGUCGUGUGCAGUACAGUUAUAAAAACAAGGACUGCACUCUGAGAAUCUCAGACCUGAGAGAGAGAGACUCAGCUGUGUAUGAGUUCAUUUUCACAACAAACCAAGAAGGUGGAAGAUAUACCGGUUCACCUGGAGUCACUUUGUCUGUCACAGCAGAUCCAGGUCUCCAGUUGAGCAGACAGUAUUCUAACAGGCUGGAGUGUCAGAGCAGUUGUCGUCUACCUAAUAAUCCUUCCUAUGUCUGGUACAAGAAUGGACAGGAAAUUCAGACACAAACAUCUUAUUAUUUAUACCCUGUGUAUUAUUCAGACAGCUAUUCCUGUGCUCUUCAAGGAUAUGAAGAUUUCCCAUCUCCUUCAGUGUGUGUCCAAGGUGAAUCCUGCUACAGAGUGACGUACACUGACAGAAGCAUCUGUGCCUCCAAAGGCUCUUCAGUGAACAUUUCUUGCUUGUACAACAGCUACAAUUAUCCUGACAAAUCAACAUUGUGGUUCAGUCGUGAGCGUAAUCAUGGAGGGCAGAAUCCUCCCCAGCCUGAAGACCUUAGUACAGACUCCCAGUAUACAGGUCGUGUUCAUGUUGAAACAGAGAGAGGAUUCUCCACUCUGAGAAUCUCUGACCUGAGAGAGAGAGACUCAGCUGAGUAUCACUUCAAGUUCAUAACACCAAGAUUUGAAUGGAGGAGUAGUUUACCUGGAACAACUCUGACUGUCACAGCUCUGCAGGUGCAGGUGAUCAGAGUAGCAGUCUAUCAGUCUCAGAUCUAUGCAGAGCUGAAGUGUCACAGCAGCUGCAGUCCAGCUGGUCGUCUCCCCCUAUCACUCACUGGAUCGGUUCACAGCCAAGUGUGA